Molecule: messenger RNA, 2212 nt
Organism: Stegastes partitus (bicolor damselfish)
Lineage: Eukaryota; Metazoa; Chordata; Actinopteri; Pomacentridae
Gene: rab5c
Product: RAB5C, member RAS oncogene family
Exons: 6
Coding region: 225-887 (220 amino acids)
Molecular function (GO): GTPase activity; GTP binding
Source: RefSeq, a predicted model, not a curated record
AGGAGAAGAAGAAGAAGAAGAGCCGCCGAUGAGCGCAGCGAAAGAAGAAAAAGUAAUCUCCUACUGGUGAGGCCUCUUCUUCCAUCCAACUCUGCCCGACCCGAACCAGCUCAUCUUCCAUCCCGCCGCACCAAACCCAACCUCCAAACUCGACCGUACGUCCUCUGUCCCCCCCCCUUCCGGCUCCUCCCUUCCUUCUUUCUGCCGGUUCUGAACGCUGCGACAUGGCAGGGCGAGGCGGACCAGCACGGACCAACGGCACGGCGGCGAGCAACAAGAUAUGUCAGUUUAAGCUGGUGCUGCUGGGAGAGUCGGCAGUGGGGAAGUCCAGCCUGGUGCUGCGCUUCGUCAAAGGCCAGUUCCACGAGUACCAGGAGAGCACCAUCGGAGCCGCCUUCCUCACACAGACAGUAUGUCUGGAUGACACAACAGUCAAGUUUGAGAUCUGGGACACUGCGGGACAAGAACGGUAUCACAGCUUGGCGCCGAUGUAUUACAGAGGAGCUCAGGCUGCCAUCGUGGUUUAUGAUAUCACCAACACAGACACAUUCACACGUGCAAAGAACUGGGUGAAGGAGCUGCAGCGACAAGCCAGCCCCAAUAUUGUCAUUGCACUGGCAGGGAACAAAGCAGACCUGGCCAACAAGAGAGCUGUAGAUUUCCAGGAAGCACAAGCAUAUGCAGACGACAACAGUUUGCUCUUCAUGGAAACCUCAGCCAAGACCGCGAUGAAUGUCAACGAGAUUUUUAUGGCUAUAGCCAAGAAGCUUCCGAAGAACGAGCCUCAGGGAGCAGCUGGCGCCGGCGGCCGGGCCCGAGGCGGCGUGGACCUGCAGGAGGCGGCGCCGCAGGGCAGGAGCGGCCAGUGCUGCGGGGGCGGGAACUAGAACCAAUCAGCUGAUCCAAUCCACAGCUCCGAUCAACCAGACCAGAUAUCAGCCAGCUGUCAAACGAAGUCCCACCGGUCGGACCAACAAACCCACCCUACGAGCACCAAUUAACUGUUUGGCAAACGAGUCCACUGGCCAGUAAACCGCCAGACGGAUCGGAACCAAGAAAUCAACACAUUGGCAGAAUCAUGUUUUAACCCCAGGACUCGCCAGCCUAUUGAUGAUGGACACUUGACGUCACCUUAGGGGGAAGAAGGAAAAAAAUAAAAGAUCAGUCAUUACCAAUGGCACUUAAAAAUAGGGCCGUCUUGCUCACUUGUGUGUCUGUAUUUGUGUAGAGGAAAAAAAGAAAAAAAAAAAAAAAGAUUAAUGCAACAAGAAGGAAUAUAAACAGGCUCAGCGGCUCUGUCCUUUCUCUUCUCGCUUUCCAAUGCACCGAAAAUUUCUUACCAUCAAGUUAAGUCCAGGUGCAUGCUUCACUUUCUGUCUUGUUCCUGGCAAAGAAGAAGAAGAAGAGGGAAGGUUUCCACCAGGAGAGCAGGAAUGGACAGAUGUUUCCUUCUUGAUAGAGCUGUGUAGAUUGAAUUAUUACAUCAUUAUUGUUAUCACUAUCAUUAUUUCUUUUGACACGGGCUGGUCAGUAUGAUUUUAAAGCCUGCACUUUGAGGUUUUACAAUCAUCCGUCUUACAGUAUGUUAUCAAAACCAUAUACAGUAAAUAGUACUUUAUUAACAUCGUCACCCAUAUGUAAUUUUUAGCAUUAAUGUAAUGAAUCAUCAGUGUAAAAAUGGCAAAUACGUUAAAAAGCAAGAUCUGUUUUCUCGACCAAAAUCACAACUGUGUAUCGAAAACAUGUUGCUGUAUUUGUAACAGACUUUUCAAGUUUAUAAUCAAUCAGUAGUUCUUGUCAAAACUUCCCAAAUCUCCACAUGAUGUUCUGUCGACCUUAAUUCUGUUGUGAUGUUUAGUUUUUUUUUUUCUUUUCUUUUCUUUUAUAUGUCUUAAUUUUUUUUUCUCUGGAGAUUUAUGGUAUUAAAUACACUGGUUCUGUCUCAUCAUCUUUGUGAAUUGAGAUGUUCUCCUCAGCUUCUUUUUUUCCUUUCUUUUUUUUUUUUUGUUCUCUCUUUUAUUUUUACUCGUCAUAUCAGGGAGGGAUUUUCUUUCAGCGGCGUUGUCAUCCUGUUAUGGCAUCAACAACUAGCACAACAGAACCUGCACAGCAGUCUCUGCUGUUUGGUGGGCGGGAUAACAGGGAGGGUGGGAUCGUGGGUAGAGAAGGAAAAAAUGUAAUUUUACGAAUAAACAAGGGGAAGGUAACCUUA